UUUGGAGCUCUCACCUUCUGUGCGCUGUUCUGUUUCUCUCCUUGAGCAAGCACUCAUGCUUCUCGAAGCUUCCGCCGCCCUCGCCCCCUUCGCCUCCUUUAAGGCCACGGCAGCGCCUCCCGGGGGAAAUCUCCUCCUCCGCCGGCCUGUCUUCCCUGCCCCCCUUUUCGGAUCGCUGAUCGGGACGAGGAGGCGCUCGUCGUCCCUAGCAGCCACCGAAUCAGGCCAGGCCUUGACUGGACUCUUGUUUCAGCCCUUCGAGGAAAUCAAGGAGGAGCUCUCUCUGCUGCCGACCCAUCUGGAUCUGUCUUUAGCUCGUCAGAAAUACGCCGAUGAGUGCGAAUCUGCGCUCAAUCAACAGAUCAAUGUUGAAUACAACAAUUCGUACGUUUAUCAUGCGCUGUUCGCUUACUUCGACCGCGACAACGUUGCGCUGAAAGGCCUCGCAAAGUUCUUUAAGGAAUCAAGUGAAGAGGAACGGGAACAUGCCGAGAAACUGAUGGAAUACCAAAACAAGCGCGGCGGGAGAGUGAAACUCCAAUCUAUUGUCAUGCCAUUAUCUGAGUUCGAUCACCCCGAAAAGGGAGACGCGUUGCAUGCCAUGGAAUUGACUCUGGCGCUUGAGAAGUUGACAAAUGAGAAGCUGCUCCAGCUGCUCAGUGUGGCUGAAAAAUGCAAUGAUGCUCAAUUGGCUGACUUUAUUGAAAGUGAAUUUCUUGAAGAGCAGGUGACUUUGCUGGUGGAAGCCAUAAAGAGGAUAUCUGAGUACGUUGCUCAGCUGAGAAGGGUAGGGAAAGGACACGGGGUUUGGCAUUUUGACCAGAUGCUCCUCCGUGAGGGAGAUGCUGCGGCUGCAUAAACUCUUGAGGUCUUAAUAUCCUGUACUGGAAAGGAUGUGUCUUCUAUUCUCUCUCAGUGAACUCUUGAGGUCUUAAUCUGUGUCUGUAGGUUGGUUACCAUCAUUUGCUUCCGUUCUGUAGGAAUUUUUGCUGUCUGAAAUCUUUGAACCUUGUAGUUGUAGAAAGUAGAGAGCAGAAUCAGAUGAUUUCUGGAGGAAAGUAGUAUUUCAUGUAUGUCGUCGAGGUUUAGUCUGGAUUGCCUAUUAAACUUGGAUCCAGUUUUACCCA
Zingiber officinale is the source of this 1127-nucleotide messenger RNA. Its product is annotated as ferritin-4, chloroplastic-like. The coding region runs from base 56 to 859 and encodes 267 amino acids. NCBI's taxonomy places the organism in Eukaryota, Viridiplantae, Streptophyta, Magnoliopsida, Zingiberales, Zingiberaceae. Gene Ontology annotation, biological process: intracellular iron ion homeostasis; iron ion transport. Gene Ontology annotation, molecular function: ferric iron binding; ferrous iron binding. The record is from RefSeq and is a predicted model, not a curated record. Gene Ontology annotation, cellular component: cytoplasm. The transcript has 8 exons.